Molecule: messenger RNA, 685 nt
Organism: Trematomus bernacchii (emerald rockcod)
Lineage: Eukaryota; Metazoa; Chordata; Actinopteri; Perciformes; Nototheniidae
Product: high choriolytic enzyme 1-like
Exons: 6
Coding region: 1-588 (195 amino acids)
Biological process (GO): proteolysis
Molecular function (GO): zinc ion binding; metalloendopeptidase activity
Source: RefSeq, a predicted model, not a curated record
AUGGAAACUCUUCUCUUACAGUGUGGUCCCACCUCUCAGUGGCUGUUUGCCAAGAGGAACUGCUUUGUUUCUUUCUCCUCAGCUUCUCGUGAGCGCUCCAUCAUCGAGCGCCGCCUGACUUCCUUCCACAAUGUUUCCUGCAUUCGCUUCGUCAGACGCACGAGCCAGAGAGACUUCCUGAACAUCCAGUCAGAUGGCGGCUGUUACUCGUACGUGGGCCGUCGGGGCUACUCUCAGACGGUGUCUCUGGAUCGGCAGGGCUGCCUGUAUCACAGCACGGUUCAACGCGAGCUGCUGCACGCGCUCGGGUUCAAUCACGAGCAGUGCUGCUACGACAGAGACCAGCACAUCCGCAUCCUGUGGGAGAACAUCCAGACCGGUUGGGCGUACGCCGUCGACAAGAUAAACACGCUGAACCUGAACACACCAUACGACUACAACUCCGUCAUGCAGUACCACAGGUAUGCCUUCAGUGGGAACAAUAUGCCCACCAUGGUGCCGAUCCCCAACGCCAACGUAGAGUUCGGCACGGCCAAUCAGAUGAGCAGGAACGACAUCAGCAGACUGAACACGCUGUACAAAUGUUGAAAGGUGGUGAAGAAACCCUGAGGACAUGGGGCCAAUUUACACAUCAAACCUGCUCUUUAUAGCACAGUCUGAGAAAGAGUGUUGAUAAAGAAUCUUC